AUGUUAGACGAAAUUCAUAGACAAGAACGUGAAGAGAUGGAAAAGAAACUUCAAGCAAAAGAUGAAGUCAUUGAAGCAAAAGACAAAAGCCUUCAGAAAAGAAUACCACGUUCGGUACCAAAAGGAAAGGAAAAGAACUAUAAGUAUAUGAUUUAUACUGAAGAGAUGGAAAAUGAAGAAGAUAAAGAUAUGGUUAUGUUGCAUUUAGUCAGAAGAAACAACAAAAGCUUUUACGACCUUGCUAAGAUUUACAAAUCUGACAGAAAUUGGUUCUAUCGCGAAAACUUACCGAUUUCAAUGACCCCAAAUGAAGAUGUGAAACAAAUAGUUCAAGAUACGUUACCUCAAACACACUAUGAUAUGAAAGGUUGUACAAUACUUACCUUCAAAGAAGAUUUGCCAUUGUUAAAGGAAAAAAUAACAGAGUAUUUUGACAACUUCAAACAAGUAGGGUAG
Messenger RNA from Trichomonas vaginalis G3, 456 nucleotides. RefSeq lists its product as uncharacterized. NCBI's taxonomy places the organism in Eukaryota, Parabasalia, Trichomonadida, Trichomonadidae. Bases 1 to 456 code for a protein of 151 amino acids. The transcript has a single exon. The record is from RefSeq and is a predicted model, not a curated record.